Symbiodinium sp. CCMP2456 is the source of this 2865-nucleotide messenger RNA. The record is from the annotation of a GenBank genome assembly. NCBI's taxonomy places the organism in Eukaryota, Dinophyceae, Suessiales, Symbiodiniaceae.
AUGCGCACAUCCAACGCGUCCGACGUGAUCUCGCGCAAGGAUGCGCAAUAUUUCCCGAGCUCCUUGAGCACCAUCACGCCCACGACCUCUCGAGUGGUUCGCGUGCCCCUAACCUCGGGCUCGGAUUUCAUCGAUCCGGAGAGCAUCAAGGUGGCCUUCCGCUUCGUGAACAACGACGGCACCAACGACUACCACCCCGUCACAGGGCAUCCCGCCUGCCUGAUCAAAAGGAUCCAGCUCUUCGCCAACGGCCAGCGGACCGAUGACAUCGACAACUACGGCAGAACGGUGCACCUGUACACGCUGCUGAAGCUGCGCGAUUGGUGGGUUAACCAGGCCAACGAGGGCUUCGAAAUCAACGAGGUUGGCGGCUUUCCCCAGCCGCUGCCCGAGUCGCACUUCCAGGAGGUGCUCAUGGCGCCUACCCUCGUGGGGCUGCUGGGCUGCGGCAAGAUGCUGCCGCCCCAACUGAACCUGGUGCUGGAGAUCGAGUUUGCAGACCCCGCUGACACCAUCCCCCGCCAGAACAGCUCCGUGGACUUCAGCAUCCAAAACGUCCGGGUGCUGGCCUCGCAGGACUUCGCGGAGCACCACCACUUCCUGCAGGUGAUGGCUGGCACCUACGACUCCACCUUCCGCAACAUGCGCCUGACCAAGAACAUGUAUGAGGGGAGCUCCUUCAUCGCCGCUUACGCGGUGGAGCGGGUGCCGCGCAUGCCCCUCAGCGGCAACAGCACCAGGGCGGGCGACCUGGCGCGCUUUAGCUUCAAGGGGCUCCAAGCCAACAAGGUGCAGGAGUGCGACGUGCACAUGGUGAGAAAACCUAUUGUCCUCGAGAUGUCACUUUUCGAAAGCUCCAUCACCGGCAACAUCCUCAACGACGGCAACACCAUGGAGGCUUCCGGCAUCUCCGCCGGGCAGCUAGCGACGGUCUUGACGGCCUACACGCCCCUGACCGAUACUGCGACCAACACCGCCUCCAUUUCGAGCAACGCGACGGGCGUGGCCAACAACGCGGCCGCCAUCGCGGCGCUGCAAUCGCAAGUCGCCGGCCUCCCGCCUUACGCCCUGGCUUCCGACUUGGCCGCGGCCGAAGCGCUCAUAGCCGCCAACGCCAGCGGCCUCGUGGCGGCGAACACCAGCCUCAAAGCACUCUCGGCCCAACCCAUCCUGGGCAACGGCUCAACCCUGCAACUCAGCUGCGACUGCUGGUCCAGGAGCCAAUCGGACGUCCGCUACCCCCUCGUCGCCAACUUCAACUCCCUGGGCGAGGCCGUCACGGACCUGGAGAACAGCCCCGGUGUGCAUCCCACGGCAAACCUCACGGUCAACAGCCUCACGGCCACCAGCUUCGUGGACACGCCCCUGAUCCAGAGCGCGGCCGCGGACCUGCAGCUCCGGGGAGUUCGCCCAGUUCUUCGUGGGCUCCACGGCGGCCACCGGAACCUUUGCGAGCAGCAGCUCCAUCACGGCCACGAGAUCGAGAGCGAUUUGCGGGUGCAGGCCUCGCUGGUGCGCAGCGACCCCACGGCACCACUGCUCACGAUCCACGGCGGCACCAACGGAGUGCUCGUGGACGACACCCUGCGCAUCAACGGAGUCCUCGCACCCGAGGCCUCGCUGCCGUUCCUGAGUUUGUCGGGCGGCACCAGCGGCGUGCAGGUGCUCAGCCCGCUGCUGGAACAGAUCGCGGUCCCGCCGGCGGCGUCGGCGUGCUGGUGCGGAAUGCCGCGGCCACGGGCGAGGCUUCUUUACUGUUGGACGCCAACAACUAGAACGGCCUGGCCGAGGGUGCUGGCGGGUCGGGGCGUGCAGCUGAACAGCCUCUUCCAAUUCAUAAGCAUGAACAACACGAACGGCAAUUUGGCCAUCGAGCCCAACACCGGCGGGUCUCUGAACGGCGAGGUGAUCUUCGGCUACGGGCACCUGAACGCCUCGGACCAGCGCCUCAAGACGAACAUCCGCCCCGUGCCAGAAAAGCAGCUGGAGCCGAAGUGCUACGGCCGCAUCGAGAGGGCCACGGACCAGAUCGGCUUCAUUGCGCAAGACGUGCAAGCCACCAGUAAGCUGGGAGAGACCCCGUGCAAGCCGGUGGGCGGGCAGGAUGUGCUGGCCCUAGACUAUCAGAAGCUCUCCGUGGUGCUCUGGGGCAAGUUGGCCAUGAAAAGGCAGCGCUUCAACAAGCCCGUCUGGGGAUUCUCGAUGCACCAAUACUAUGGGCGCGGCGCGCCAAGGCCCUGCUGUACUCGGUCGGUGCAGGGCGGUGAGGUGAUCUCCCAGCCCAGCUCCUCGAAGGCUCUGCCUAUGGACCCCGUUCCCGAGAAGAGCUCCAGCAGCCAACCAUUUCUCAAAAUGGACCUCCGACUUGGUGAGACGCUCACAAACAAAAAAGGCGGCAAAUUUAUGCCUUUGGAGCUUCUUUGCUGCUGGAAAAGCAACGAAUGGGCCAGCGAAUGGGCCGAAAUCGUUUACGAGCCGAUCUCUUAUGGCGAGCAAACCUCCGAACGAAUGACCCUGAGCCUGGAACUCACGCCCGAGAUGCAAAAGCUCGUGGAAGACCAUGAGAAGCAGGCUCCAUCCCAAGUCCUCGCCAAGAGAUUGGAUUCAAUGUUGCAGUCCUGCAUCAAGCAGACGUGCACUAAGGGGCAGGCCAUAAAACUAGAAAUCCACCUGGGAACGGUGCGCUUUUUGGACGCAACCGGUAAUAAAUUGACGAAUGCAUCGAAGAAGCUCAAAGGUCGAAAGGCGCUGGUUGCAAUCGAAGUGCGGCAGCUGUGGAUCAUGGGGCACCAGUGUGGACUUCUGAUGGAAAUUCGCGACAUCAAGCAGCUACAGGAUGCCUCGCCCCAAGAGUGUCCCCUGUAA